This is a messenger RNA of Aspergillus wentii DTO 134E9, 1566 nucleotides long. RefSeq names its product putative choline transport protein. Lineage: Eukaryota; Fungi; Ascomycota; Eurotiomycetes; Eurotiales; Aspergillaceae. Gene Ontology annotation, biological process: transmembrane transport; amino acid transport. Gene Ontology annotation, cellular component: membrane. The coding region runs from base 1 to 1566 and encodes 521 amino acids. The transcript has 3 exons. Gene Ontology annotation, molecular function: transmembrane transporter activity. The record is from RefSeq and is a predicted model, not a curated record.
AUGGCUAAAGAAUCCUAUCCCGACAAGUCGGCCGCCCUCGAAUCCGCCACCGAGGACAAGGCUCAGGGGGAGUUGAUCAACGCAUCCGGUCAUCGCCAGGAAGUCGAACGGAAUUUCAGCUUGCUCAGUAUUUGCGCCGUCGCCGUCACGACCGGAAACACCUGGAUCGCUCAGGGAGGCAGUGUGACCACUGCUUUGAGUAAUGGAGGUCCUUCGGGUGUCAUUUAUGAAUUUAUUGCGGUUUCGGUUUGCUACUGGCUGGUUGCUGCAUCCAUUGCGGAACUGGCGUCGGGAAUGCCCUCGGCCAGUGGUGUCUACCACUGGGCUUCCAUCACGGCGGGAAAAUAUGGCCGUGUCUGUGGUUUCUUUGCGGGUUUCUGGAACUGUCUGGCGUGGAUCUUGGGUGCUGCGUCCAUGUCUGCCAUCUUGGGUCAGCAGACUGUCUCCAUGUACGCCCUCAUGCAUCCCGGCUUCGUCCCCCAGUCGUGGCACGUCUUCGUCAGCUUCAUCAUUUGCACCUGGUUGUGCUGCUGCAUCGUCCUCUUCAUGAACAAGUUCCUUCCGUAUGUCGGUAACCUUGGAAUGAUCCUCAUUCUGGGUGGUGUGUUUGUCACCAUUAUCGUCUGUGCUGUCAUGCCGCAUGUCAAUGAUCUCCCCUAUGCCUCCGACUCGGAUGUCUGGCGCACCUGGCAGAAUGACACCGGAUACUCCAGCAAUGGCUUCGUCUUUGUGGCUGGAAUGCUCAACGGCGCUUACAGUGUUGGCACCCCUGACUGCUCGUCCCAUCUUGCCGAGGAAAUCCCCAAACCCAGCAGAAACAUUCCCAAGGCCGUCCUGGCUCAGAUGGGAGUCGGAUUCAUCACUGGUAUCCUUUACAUGAUCGCCAUCUUCUACGCCAUCCGGGAUCUCGACGCAGUCAACACAAGUGUCUACGGCUUCCCUCUUGCCGAAAUCUACCGCCAGGCCACCGGAUCUAGAGGCGGAGCUGUCGGUUUGCUCAUCGUCGCCUUCUUGCCCACUGUCAUCACCUGUGCCGGUUGCUACAUCACCGCCGGCCGUACUCUCUGGACCAUCUCUCGUGACGGAGCGACUCCUUUCCCCAACUGGCUCGGACGCAUCAACAGCCGCAUGCACAACCCAUUCAACGCCACUCUCGUCUGCGGCGUCAUCAUCACCAUCCUGGCCUGUAUCUACGUCGGCUCCACCACCGCCUUCAACGCCUUCAUCGGCUGUUUCGUGCAGCUGUCCAGUCUUUCCUACUUCGCCGCUAUCCUCCCCCACGUCCUGACUCGUCGCUCGAGCUUCACCCCCGGCUUCUUUUUCAUGAAGGGUCCUAUCGGUUAUAUCGUCAACAUCCUCGCCUGCAUUUACAUCAUCGCAUUCGUCGUCAUCUUCUGCUUCCCUUUCGCCCUGCCCACCAAUGCUGCCGAUAUGAACUACGCUAGUUUGAUGACGGGAGGACUGUCCAUCUUCGUUGGUAUCUGGUGGCUCUUCCGCAUGGGUUCCUACGAGGGCCCUCAGAACAUUCCCCUGACCGACAGGGCUGUUCUGGACGACGCAAAAUAA